Engraulis encrasicolus (European anchovy) is the source of this 1561-nucleotide messenger RNA. RefSeq names its product embryonic ectoderm development (gene eed). Lineage: Eukaryota; Metazoa; Chordata; Actinopteri; Clupeiformes; Engraulidae. Gene Ontology annotation, cellular component: ESC/E(Z) complex. Bases 87 to 1397 code for a protein of 436 amino acids. Gene Ontology annotation, biological process: heterochromatin formation; negative regulation of transcription by RNA polymerase II. The transcript is spliced from 12 exons. Gene Ontology annotation, molecular function: nucleosome binding; protein binding. The record is from RefSeq and is a predicted model, not a curated record.
UUCUACUUCCUCUACAUUCACGAUGCUUUUCUUUUGUCGCCCACUGAACAGUGCUGCUGCGAAGCCCUGAGAGGAGGAAAAGAAAGAUGUCAGAGGGCUACUUAGAGGCGGGAAACGAGAUGCCGACCAAAAAGCAAAAAUUAAGUAGCGACGAGAAUAGCAACCCUGACCUUUCAGGCGACGAAAAUGAUGAUGCUGUCAGUGUUGAGAGUGGACUCAUUGAGCGUCCAGACACACCCACAAACACAGCUAAUGCUCCUGGCAGGAAGAGCUGGGGCAAGGGCAAGUGGAAAUCCAAAAAGUGCAAAUACUCCUUCAAGUGUGUCAACAGCCUGAGGGAGGACCAUGGUCAACCUCUGUUUGGGGUCCAAUUCAACUGGCACAGUAAAGAGGGUGACCCUCUCGUGUUUGCUACUGUUGGUAGCAAUAGAGUGACCCUCUACGAAUGCCAUUCUCAAGGAGAGAUCCGCCUUCUGCAGUCAUAUGUGGAUGCAGAUGCAGAUGAGAACUUCUACACGUGUGCCUGGACGUUUGACAACAGCACCAGUCACCCUCUGCUGGCGGUGGCCGGAUCGCGAGGCAUCAUCAGAGUUAUUAACCACAUCACCAUGCAGUGCAUCAAGCACUACGUUGGUCAUGGUAAUGCCAUCAACGAGCUGAAGUUUCAUCCGAGAGACCCCAAUCUUCUACUGUCCGUUAGCAAAGAUCAUGCUCUUCGGCUGUGGAACAUCCAGACAGACACGCUGGUGGCCAUCUUUGGUGGAGUGGAAGGCCACAGGGACGAGGUGCUGAGUGCCGACUUUGAUCUGCUGGGCGAGAAGAUCAUGUCGUGUGGAAUGGACCAUUCUCUGAAGCUGUGGAGAAUCAACUCCGAAAGGAUGCAGAAAGCCAUUAAAGGCUCUUAUGAAUACAACCCAAGCAAGACCAACAGACCUUUUGUGUCACAGAAGAUCCACUUUCCAGACUUCUCAACGCGUGACAUCCACAGGAACUAUGUAGAUUGUGUUCGAUGGUUAGGGGACUUGAUCCUCUCUAAGUCGUGUGAGAAUGCCAUCGUCUGCUGGAAACCUGGCAAGAUGGAAGAUGACAUCGACCACAUCAAACCCAACGAAUCCAACGUCACUAUCCUCGGGCGCUUUGAUUACGGCCAGUGUGACAUCUGGUACAUGCGUUUCUCAAUGGAUUUCUGGCAAAAGAUGCUUGCUCUGGGAAACCAAGUGGGCAAACUUUACGUCUGGGACCUGGAGGUCGAGGACCCUCACAAAGCAAAGUGUACAACUCUGACCUUGCCCAAGUGCACCUCAGCUAUUCGGCAAACAAGCUUCAGCCGGGACAGCAGCAUCCUCAUCGCAGUUUGUGACGACGCUUCAAUUUGGCGAUGGGACAGACAGCGAUAAUCCUCCAAAUGUUUCUCAUCUUGUCAUCAUUCCCCUGUAUUCAGACAUGCAAACCCCACUUGCCUGCAUUCUCAUGCAUUUAUGUCAUGAACCGUAGUUACAAAAAAUGUUUUUAUUCUAUUUGGAAAUGUACUUUAUUCAAUAAAUCCAUCAUGUUUUCAGUA